GCGAUCUGGCCCGUCGCGAAAUGUGGUGCCGGUCCUCCGACGACGACAGAAAUCUAGGAAACUGGGAUGGUGUGCGCGAUGGCCGUGUACCCUCGCGCGCUUCGAAAUGUUGAGUCACUGGCUCUCCAGGGCAGGGCCUUUUGGGGUGGUCUCCCCCCAUGCGGAAUGGGUGAUCGUCGCUGUCGUCGCGUGGAGGGGUGUGCAAGAGGCCGUCCGGAAGGGGUCUGCGCGCCAAGGGAGGGGAAAUGUCACCGCGAGCACUAUAAAGGUUCGCGCGAGCUCUAUCUUCUCGCUGUCUUUUGCUUCUCGAUUGCACGCAAGGCCACGAGUGGGGUUCCCGUUGUGCUGCGCGGGGAGCCGAACAUCGCCCGCGCAAGACGAUCCCUGGCGACUUCCUCUCGUGCACUGCGGCAGUCUGUUUUCGUUCACGGGGCGUGCGCAUCCGACCGUCAGCGAAUGGCGCCACGUGGCCAGCAUAAGGAGAAACGUCCACACGGUGGUUCCGGCGAAGCAGGUGCAGGGCAAACAGGAAGGGGCCACAUCCCAAAGUCGAAGAAGUUCCACGCGGGAGACGGGUCGGAAGGAGAGAUGUGGGGUGACGGGGGAGAGGAGGAGACGCCUAUGGACAUCACUUCUAAAGGGACGCCUGUGCUCGGGCUCGGGUGUGACGGUAUGAGCAGGCAGCAUAUGCUUGCGCUCACCAACCUUGGCGUCCUGACGUCCACGCGCGGCGGCGGUGGAGGGACGGCUCAUGCGCAAGGAGUUUCGUUCGGUGACAUUCCGCCGCAGAGGGCCGUGUGUUCUGCAUCUACCAUCGCAUCUGUGUCCGAGUGUGGCGAAAAGCCUCCGAUAGGUGAGUCUCCAUCGCGCCACAUGGAGGCGUCGAACCCGACGAUCGCUGCUGCUUCGCCGAGGGAUGUGCUUCAAUCCGUGCAAGCAGCGGGCGCCGCUGGCCAUGCCGCCGCCCUCGGUGUUGGAGAAAGGCGAGAAGAUAGGAGGGUGGAAGAGGCGGGGAGAAAACAGGAGAGGAGGGAGGAGACUCCGCGCGGGGAAGAAGAGGACGACCAGCCUCUGAGCGCGAGGAAGAAAAGGUCCCGCCAAGAGGAGGAGUUGGAGGCGAAAUCGAAGCUGUGGGUAGACGGCAAAGCGUUCUGGGCAACCGGCCCCGAGCGGAUGAUCGUGGACGCAGUGCAUUCCUGCGCGGACUACUUCUGCGCGAUCGUCAAUGGAGAUGCAGGCGCCAGCGCUCCGCAAGGCCUCAUGAUGCCGCCCCCCGAAGUCCCGCGCGUGCGGAUCAAAGAUGGCGCGCAACGAGAGCCAGCUCUCAGACGAGCGAGACGAACGGAGAACGUGGCAAUGCGCGUCAUCCACGGGUGGAUAUUCAGGUCGUCUUCAAGGUUCGAUGGUUUCACCCGCGCGGAGUCGUACGUCGCCACAAAUUACCCCAUCGACCUGGCAAGAGCAGUUUGGCAGAGCUUCGAGUGGUCGAGGAUAGUGCCUCCCGCCGUAGUUUACCAUACGGUCGCUUUGAAGAUGGACAUCCCACUGUGGUUCGCCGGGGCAUAUAUCGAGAAUGGGCCGGAGGACGAUGACAUGGCCGCGCACUAGGAGGCGACUGUGAUGCAUCUUGCGUCA
Chara braunii is the source of this 1635-nucleotide messenger RNA. The record is from the annotation of a GenBank genome assembly. Lineage: Eukaryota; Viridiplantae; Streptophyta; Charophyceae; Charales; Characeae.